UUUAUUAAUUAAAAAUUGUUCUACGUUAUACAAAAAUGAAGUUAUCUAUGGCUAUCUUGAUCUUUGGCUUAAUCCUGGAAUUAGUGGAAUUUAAUGAAACCUACAAAAUUAAGUCAUAUUAUAGUCCCCACCCGCCACGACGCCCACGAUGGCAUUCGCUUCCAAAGCACCGAAAGCACCAUUAUCAUCCUAAAAGGAUAUCACCGCAAAAGUAUCACCUUUACGAACAAGAACCAGACUACCACAGAUAUUCUUCGUAUCAGGAGGAUAUGUCUGACCACGAAAAACCUUAUGUUAUAGUUAUACAACUUCCUAAAAAUGAGAAAAAGAACUAUUAUUCCUAUCAGCGAAAGCAUGUUACAGAUCCUCUGCAAAAUAAUGAUUAUCUCGACGACGCUGAUGGGUUGAAAGUGUACCAAUUAAAUAACUAAGAAAUUCAAAUUAAAGUCAGCGAUUGAUUGUCGGUUUUUGCAUUAUUGUUUUAAGAUUGACGAGAUUGAGAAGACUCUUCUGAAAUUAUCCUGUCACCUUACAAUAAAUGCAAGGAUAGCGAAGAAAAUUAAAUAAAAAGUAGGAUUUGGCCUUAUGUCUUCACAAUCAGACUACACGUUUUUCAAUGUAGUUUUUAUUUCUAACGUAAUAGUCAACGAACAUAUUGUAAUUGUAAAUAAUAAUAACAUACAAUGUCGUCGUAAUGUUGAUGUGUCGCUGCUGCAGUCUGUCUUGCGCAAUUCCGUUUAUUCUCUUAACACGACGUCGACAAAGAUCACACUCAAACGAAUUCUUUCGUACUUUAGGCUCUUGUCUACGUCGGAAAAUAGAUCAGUCUUGCAAACGAGAGUUUUUUGGUAUUAAAAUUAGUUAUAAAAUUAACUUAACAAAUCUACUAUUAAUAAAACUUUAAAUAUCACUGCAAAUAUCAUUUGGAACUAACAAAGUGAGCAACUCAGUCUUUUUCAAAUUU
Wasmannia auropunctata (little fire ant) is the source of this 964-nucleotide messenger RNA. RefSeq lists its product as uncharacterized. The transcript is spliced from 4 exons. Bases 36 to 431 code for a protein of 131 amino acids. Lineage: Eukaryota; Metazoa; Arthropoda; Insecta; Hymenoptera; Formicidae. The record is from RefSeq and is a predicted model, not a curated record.